Messenger RNA from Mitosporidium daphniae, 654 nucleotides. RefSeq lists its product as uncharacterized. Lineage: Eukaryota; Fungi; Microsporidia. Bases 1 to 654 code for a protein of 217 amino acids. The transcript has 2 exons. The record is from RefSeq and is a predicted model, not a curated record.
AUGGCCCAGUUUCGCCACCUUCGAAGCCAAAUGCAACAGCUUCAAAUGCUAUUGGCCGAGAAGAAAAGAACCAUUGCCGAUUUAGAGUAUAAGCUGAUGCUGCUAAAAUCCCAAUUUGAGGAGCUCCAUUCGUUUAGAAUUGCAUUCGAUACUGGCAAGCAGGAGCAGCAAGAGGAGCAAGGGGUUCCCACCAUCUCUCCUGGGCAAGGAGCCGAAGAUGGCAACGAAAACAUUGGGGGAAAUCCACAGCAAGAACCACACAAUGCGAUGGAAAAUGAUCUUUGUGUUGUUUUCAGAAGUGAUGAGCCCUUUAUGGUGGAUGAAGAUGAGGGCUGCCCUGUCAAUGUCCUUCCGCAGGAGCUUGCCUUUCCAGACUACGGCAUCCUUCUUCUGGGUGAUGAUUAUGACAGGGUCAAAGCUACACUACGCAAACUUCUUUCCACAAAAAAUGCCAUUCUCACCGAAAUUAAUGAGUUAGAAAAGAAAAAGUCAUCCCUUCUGGAGACAUCGCUACGCGAUAGACAAGAAUGGCUUUCUUAUAAACAAUCCCUUGGCCAAAUAUGCAAAAUGAUAGGCACGUUCACUUCCUCUGGAGGUGAAGCGCCGUUACACACAUCGAGAAGGCUAUCCAGGAAAAAUGAUAUUCCUAAAUAA